AUGCAAUUAAUGAUAAUAGUAUUAUUAAUUGAUAUAAUGGUAAUAUCCUUUUGAAUCGACGAAUGUAAAAAUUUGUUAUCAUUUCAAGUUUUGCAAGUUUUUCAGUUUUUCUCAAUAACAUGCACAUUAAAAAACCAGAUAGUACAAAAAAUCUGUAAAAAUUCUCAUUUCUCACGUGUAAUCUUUUAACCGAACAGCCGAAAAUUAUUUAGUAUUUAGGUAGUCAAACUUACUGAUCAACUCCCAAAUAUCCAUUAGGUAUAUAAUUUGGAAAAAAAUGAAACGCUAAAACUGCCAAAAUUGCGAUUCCUCGAAUUCCUUGUAAAUUCAAAAGUUUGUUGACAAAAGACAUGUAGAAUUUGAAAUAUGGGCUUCUAAUUCUUCUGCCUGUUUGUGUUGUUCAUAUCUAUCUUAUAUAUUUAUAUGUACAUUGAAAUUCUGAUAUAUCAGCAAACAUGAUUGAUGAAUUCGUAGAUAUAACGUUCAGGCGGAAAAAAUCGAGUUUACAUCAAACGAUUAUCUAUCCUCUCUGUCAGAAAAUCAAAAAUGUUGAUUUUUUGAAUUCGAACUGGAUUAUGAGUACUGAUUUAGGCGUAUUCUUUCGGUCAAAUUAGGUUUUUUGACGAAAAUUUGAAAAUCAUUAAAAAUAGAAAAGUUACAAAAAACGUGAACGUGAAAAUUGUUUCUUUAAUUUUUCCCCCAGAAUUUAUUUCAUUUUUAAAUUUGGAAAAAUUCAGAAGUUGUUCAGAAUUUGAAUUUUCUCAAAAAACGGUAUUAUUGAAUUAAAAACACGUGAGAAAUAAAAAACUAGGUCAAGUGAUGUGGAUUUAAAAACAGUAUAGGUAGCCAUGUCGUCAGUUGCGAUGCGGUUCUGCGUUGCGUGUUGACCUCGAUAUUUUCCAUUGGAUUUGUCAAAUUUUCAUUUCUAAAAACGUGUCGCCCACACGCAUCGCAACUGACGACAUGGCUACCUAUACUGUUUUUAAAUCCACAUCACUUGACCUAGUUUUUUAUUUCUCACGUAUUUUUAAUUCAAUAAUAAAAAUAUCGAUUCCGGGCUGGAAAGCCUGCAUUUUUCACCUUUCCAACAAAUUUUCCAUUUUUUGCAGAUCUUGAACACAAUCGGAAAAAUCGGGCAAGUCAUCGAGGUCACAGUUCCUCCAGAGGUUUUGACCAGUGGAUUGUCAGCCGAACGAGUCGAAUAUUCGACCAAACCUUUGCUUGGAACUUCGCAUACGGUAGAUUUUUGAGAGGUUUUGAAGAUAAAAUCUGAAAGAUUUCAAGGAACUCAAAAUCGUGUUGUUUAGAUUUUAAACUUUCAAGAUAUCCAAAAAAUCUUUUUCCCGAACCAAUUCGAAAUAUUUCCAGCCCGGCAUCGAUCUUUUCAUCCGUCGUCUCGUAAUCGCCUAUACUCGCCGAAAUAAGUGCAAAGAUCUUUUAUUCACUCUUGGAGUCGAUCACGAUGCUGGAAUUCCGAAUGAACUUAUUGCGGCAGCGCUUGUUGCAUUCGGCGAAGAAGCGCCAGUUUUGUGCGCAUAAAAUGUCUUCCGAGCCUAAUAGGCUCGAUGGGCCCGCCAAGUCCAGGCCCAACAUUUUUCUCCCCACCGCUCCCAAUUUUUCCAAUCACAUCAAAUCCACCGAACGAGCUCUCAAUGAUCAAAAUUUGUCGAUUUCUGGCGGCCUUGAUUCAUUGUACACGUGGCAAGCCGGCGAAGUUGAUCGACCUGUUUUUGAGAUAUUGGACGGGCCACCAUAUGCUAAUGGUGAGGCUCAUACAGGUCAUGCAAUUAAUAAAGUAUUGAAGGAUUUUGUGGUGAAAAGUAGAGUUGGAUUGGGAUAUCGGUGAGUGAUUUUGGGUCUAGAAAAUAAGAAGAAAUCUUUAUUCUUUCGAUUUCAUCUUUCUAAUUUUCCAGUGUCAUAUUUCGUCCUGGAUGGGAUUGUCACGGUCUACCGAUUGAGCUCAAAAUUGCCAAAUCCACAACUUCCUCAGGUCCUCCAAAAUGGCCCCUAGAAAUCCGUGAAUCAGCUCGACAAAUCGCCGACGAAUCGAUUGGAAAACAAAUGAACGCAUUCAAAAGAUGGGGAAUUUCGGCUGAUUGGAAAGAUCCGUAUAUUACGAAAAGCGAAGAAUAUAUUGGAAAACAAUUGCGAUGUUUUGGUGUGAUGGUGGAAAAAGGAAUGGUUCAGAGACGGUUUAAACCGGUUUAUUGGUGAGUCAUUUUGAUGGAUAUAUAAGAAUAGAUUCAAUUUGCACACCUCAUUUUUGCAGGUCUCCAAGUUCAAAUACAGCUCUAGCCGAAUCUGAACUCGAAUACAAUGAAAAACAUCAAUCAACUGCUGCCUAUUUCAGAUUCAAAAUGAUUAAUUUAUCUGAAAAUGAUGUUAAUUGGGCUUCCGGGCUUCGACCAAAGCCUAAACCGGCCCAGUUUUAUGCAUUGACUUGGACAACAACACCUUGGACAUUGCCAUUGAAUAAUGCGAUUUGUGUGUCGAAGAAGAUUGAAUAUUGUGUGAUUGAAUUUGAGGAUGAGCAAAAGUAAGUGGAAAAAUGGGUUCGGGAUGGGAUUUUUAUCUAAAAAUGGUGGAAAAUUAAGAAUAUUUGGGUGUAAUAGAAGCUUUGUAAAAUAUUCAAAAAACCCAAAAUAUUAUCAAAUUUCAGCAGUUUCCAACGUUUUUUUUUCCAAAUUUCUACCCACAAAUUUCCACUGAAAUUGGAAAGUUUAGGCACCUGAAUUAUUGUACUCUAAAAAUAUAAUGUUCCUAAAAAUUCCUUAUUUUUGCAGCAAUCCAACAUCAAAUUUCUACAUUUGUGCCAAAAAUCUGAUCCCCCAAAAUUUCGACAAAAAUCGAAAAUUUCGAAUUUUGGGCGAAAUUUCGGCGGAAAAUUUGAUCGGAAGAAAAUAUGUGAAUUGUUGGUAUAAUGAAUUGGCAAUGCCAAUUUAUGAAGGUGAACACGUUUUGGAUAAUAUUGGAACGGGUUUAGUACACACAAGUUAUGCACAUGGAUUUCAGGAUUAUGAAGUGAGUGAAAAAUGGAACAUUUUGAAGUGAAAAUGAUAAAAAUUAGAAAGUUUGAGCCAUUAAUUCAAAAAUUCUUCUUCCUUCUGUCAACUCAAACUCAAACAUAUUUAUUUCCAGAUUGCUCUAUCCCAAAACGAAAAAGUUGAAAGUUUCGUCGAUUCUCAAGGCUGCUACACCCGUCAAAUGGGCCAUCAAUUAUCCGGUCAACCAGUUUUAGGUCAAGGUCAAAAACUAGUCCUCGAAAUCUUAGGCCACGACGUGGUCCACGUGUCAAAAUAUACGCACUCUUAUCCAUAUGAUUGGCGAACCAAAAAACCAGUUAUAAUUCGAGCAAGUCAACAAUGGUUUAUUGAUUUAGAAAAUGUUGGAAAACAAGCAGAAGAAGCACUCGAGAAUACUGAAAAUGUUCGAAUUUUUGCGGGAGAAACAGACUUACGAGCCGGACUGAAAAGCCUUGUUUCGUCAAGAAAGAAUUGGUGUAUUUCGAGACAGCGAGUGUGGGGAACACCGAUUCCAGCAUUAAUUAAUCGAGAAACUGAAGAGGCUUGGAUAACAAAAGAAUUGGUAGAAUAUGUGGCGAAAAUGGUGGAGAAAGAAGGUGUUGAUUGGUGGUGGAAAGUUGAUGUGGAGACUAUUUGUGAGGCGAUGAAAAUGGAGAAAGGUGAGUGGAAUAUAGGAAAGGGGGAGGUUAUUUUUAGGGAAACAAUUUCGAGAAAAAAAGAAACAAAUAUCUAUUCAUCAAAGUUUCAUGUUUUCCUUUGUACAAGUAUAAAUACGGGCGAUGUGACGACUUUUGAAAUAGCAUGUCGAUAAUUUUGAAUGAUAAACAUGCAUGGAAAAGGGUCUAAUGCUGGAAAUAUUGCAAUUGUGAUACUUAAAAUGCCACUGGCAUGACUCAAAUCAUAAUUGAAAAUUGUGAAUAUCAAAAUAAUUGCAAAUGGAAUAUGCAUAAGAAUAACUGGAAUUAAGGUUUGUGUAACUAGAGAGUAGAAUAAUUGAUAUUGCAGGGCCAUAAGGCUUCUUGAUAUCAUAUUUCUCUGAUUUUCAUUUCGAUCAUUUAUAAAAUAUGCAUUGAUACUAAAAUAACAUCUGAUUGCGAAAAAAAUUACUAAAAACAAUGAAGUUAUAACAACUGCGCAUUCCAAAAUCACACCAAUCACAGAGUUUUUGUCAAGUUCGUCCAAGUUUGUGGUUUCAUUUUUCUGAUAAAGAUGUACACCGAAAUAAACAGUUUCCUCGAUUUUCCAGUCAAAUUCAAUUUCCAACAUAUUUCUGAUAUAAUUUUCAGUAUUUUGAUUUGGAUGUAAAAGAAAAUGAAUAAAUGUUGCCCAAAAAACACCAAAUAUUUGAGGACUUAUCAUCCAGAAUAUUAUUCGAUAAUCAUUGAAUGUUGAAAGUGAAGAUUUUGUCGCAACCAAAAAUCGAUAGAAAAAUUGUAAUGAAAAUAUUGCCAUAAAACUUCCAUAGAAUCCAGUCCACGUCAUAAAUAAGAUAUAACUAUUAUCUCUUGAAAACGGAAAAUUUUUGAAAUUCGAAAAAACGAGAUAAAAUGAGCCAUGAGAAUAUAUUAUAGGUUCCAGUAUAACAUCAAUAAUUGAAUAACAAAUUUCAAAAAAUGAAAUAUAAAUCAUCAAAUAUUUAUAUGAUCCGAUUUGGUUUGGUGAUUUGAAAAUUAUUAGGAAAAUUAGAAGUAGAUUGGCUAGAAUUGAAAUUCCAGCUGAAAUUUCUUGAAAUUGGCUGAUACGGUGCUUCCAACUCAUUUAAACGAAAAGAAAAAUUGAUUUUCGAUGUUUGAACAAUUUUAGGCUGUUUAGACGAACAAGCGGUUUUCAAUUUCCUAUUCUGGUUUGUUUUUCUGGUGAAAAAGUUCAUGUUGAUUCAAAAAUAGAAAAAAUGGUACUCGAGCUUGGGAACACAAAUUAGUAUUUGAAAGUUGUGAUUUGGGGUUCGGGACACGUGUAAUCUAACAAGUUUGUUGUUUCCAGGUCUCUAUUCAAAAAAUCAAGACAUAAUGGAUGUUUGGCUGGAUAGUGGUUUAGCAUGGGCAGCCGCUCGAAAAGACCCAGAUGUUCAGAAAUCACGUGUUGAUUUAGUUUUGGAAGGUGUUGAUCAAUUUCGUGGAUGGUUUCAAUCACUUCUUCUCACAUCAAUUGCUAUAAAAAAUCAGAUUCCUUAUGAAAAUGUGAUUGUUCACGGAUUUUGUAUCGAUGAAAAGAAUCAGAAAAUGUCGAAAUCGAUUGGAAAUGUUGUUGAUCCAAUGGUUUUGACUGAUGGAUCUUUAAAACAAAAAGCGAUUGGAGCUGAUGGAUUAAGAUUUUGGGUGGCAUUGGGUGGAUCGGAAAAUGCGGGAGAAUCGAAAAUUGGACAGAAAGUUGUGGAGGAUGUUGAUAAAAAGGUGGGUUUAGAGAGUGAAUCUGGGGAGUUUUAGUUUGUAAACAAAAUUGAAAAAUUGCUUCUUUUUUGGAUUUUCUGAAGCGAAUCCUUAUAGAAUUUUUGAAUGCUUCGAAAAAAUAUACAAAAACAAAUUGAAAAUCUUCCAGAUAAUUGCACUUCGAAACGGCUUUCGUUUUAUGAUUGGCGGCUCAUUUGGCUACACCAAAAACCUUUGGAAACCCGAAAAACCAUCAGAUCUUCGAAUUUUGGACCAGGAUAUUUUGUAUAAUUUAUCGAUUUUUGGCGAAAAGGCGCUUAAAAAUUAUGAGAAUUUCAAAUUUCGAACGGUUGCGAAUGAUUUGAUACAAUUUAUGGCAAGGAAUUUCAGCGCGAAUUAUGUGGUGGGUUUUUUGGGUGAAAAUUGGAAUGAUGCCAAAUUAUAGAUUUCUAGGUCAGCGAAAUGAAUUCUCAAUUUUUGUUUUCUUUUUGAAAAUAAACCAAUUUUCUUUUUCAAAAACGAUUUUUUCCAGAUGGCCUAUGAAUCUAAUUUCGAGUUUCUAGUCCCUCUAAAAUCCCUUUGUUCUUCCAGAAAUAUGUGCGCGAUCGUCUUUACUGCGACAAAAUCGGUAGCCCUGCUCAUCUCUCUGCUCAAUUUACUCUUCACACUAUGGCACACGAUUUAUCUCAUCUGAUCUCGCCAAUUUUACCGCAUUUGUCGUCAGAAGUUUUGCGUGAACUUCCCGAUUCAGAAAAUCUCAUUCUACGUCAAAAAAUCAAUGAUGUAUUGUAUAAUUUUCAAGAAGUUUCAAAUGAUUUGCCACUAAUUUACGAAGUUCGAAAUCGUCUAGAAAUUCAAGCCGGACCAAAAAUCGAUACUUCCAAAAAAGCGGUGCUGAUUUCUGUUGAAAAAUCGAACGAUUUUGAAGUUUUAAACGAAAUUUUGAGGAAAAACGAGUUAUGCGAAUUGCUGAAUGUUAGUCAAGUUAGACUAACUUCAGAUGAGGAUUUGGAGCAUUCAGUGGAUAUUCAAAUUCAAGAAUCGGAUUUGAAAUAUUGUGAACGGUGUAGAAAACAUCAACGAGAUCCGAUGGAUUCAUUAUGUAUACGGUGUGCACAAGCCUAA
Molecule: messenger RNA, 6517 nt
Organism: Caenorhabditis angaria
Lineage: Eukaryota; Metazoa; Nematoda; Chromadorea; Rhabditida; Rhabditidae
Source: the annotation of a GenBank genome assembly